AUGAUGAGUUUGCAUGCAUUGCAGAACUUGAAUGUUUCUAGAAAUAAUCUGAGUGGAGCAAUCCCGAAGACAAUUGGCAAUUUGAGCAAAAUUGAAUCACUUGAUUUAUCUAGAAAUGAACUCUCUGGUCCCAUUCCACCAAGCUUGUCAUCUUUGAAUUUUUUGAGCCACUUGAACUUAUCAUUCAACCAUUUAUAUGGGAGAAUACCAACAGGAAGUCAACUUCAAACCCUCAAUGAUCCAUCCAUUUACAUGGGCAACGAAGGACUUUGUGGUGACCCUCUUUCAAAGGGUUGCCCCAAUGAUGUACCAUCUUUUGUUAAUCAAUCUACAAAAACCAGUAGUGAUGAUGAUCAUGAAUUUUUCAUGUGGUUCUAUGCUGGUAUUUGCCAUUGGUCUUUAAUGUGGAUUACUCUUGACAUGUUGGAAGGGAGUUUCUUCCUCUACCCUGAAAGGCAAAAGAGAAGCUGCUAUGUAUUCUUGGUUGUUGAUUUUGAUGUAAUUUGCAAUUGA
Ipomoea triloba (trilobed morning glory) is the source of this 513-nucleotide messenger RNA. Its product is annotated as receptor-like protein EIX2. Bases 1 to 513 code for a protein of 170 amino acids. The record is from RefSeq and is a predicted model, not a curated record. The transcript has 2 exons. Lineage: Eukaryota; Viridiplantae; Streptophyta; Magnoliopsida; Solanales; Convolvulaceae. Gene Ontology annotation, molecular function: protein binding.